Molecule: messenger RNA, 762 nt
Organism: Cladocopium goreaui
Lineage: Eukaryota; Dinophyceae; Suessiales; Symbiodiniaceae
Source: the annotation of a GenBank genome assembly
AUGGCGUCGCUCGAGUUGCUGGGUGAAGAGGCCUUCCUGGUGCCUUAUUUGGUGCCGCGCGAGCUCCUGGCACUAGCCCGGAGCUGCGCUUCAGAAUGGCGCAGGGCGUUGGAAAGUGUCCGUGACAGUUAUGGCGCUGGAGCUGUUGGAACCCAGGCGCCCUUUGCCAUGACCUUUGAGUACCAGAAAUCUGCGGCCUUUCGAUUCCUGCCGCUGUGGCAGGAGUCUCUGUUCUUCGAGAACUUUCACGACAACUGCAGCCGCUGGUUGAAUUUCACUUCCUCCGGUGCCUUCCGGCGCUGGUGUCCCCGCAAGGCUGAGGACAGACCCUUUGAGCCUUUGGUGCCUGGUGUUGCCAACGCGCCCCAGACAUUUGGAGGAGGCCUUCGCGCUGGUGGCAUUUUUUCUGUCUUCUGCGAGCUGGGCGCAAUUCCAGUGGAUAUCUUCAGCAUUUACUUCACCUACGACUCCAGCGGCCGCACCAUGUUUGCUGGUGAUGGGCGUUCUGCUGACGUGGCACUUGGCCGCUGGGAGGACGAGCAGUGGUACGAGUUCCUGUUGCAUUUCGACUGGGCCACACGGAAGGUCCGCGUGCGCCAUGCACUAGAUGGCCGGUUGCAGCGCAGCUCACAAGGAUGCUGUGUGGACCUGUCGCCCGAUAUCACCCGGCUCCAAGCAGCUCCACCACCACUGGUGGGUAUCAAGUUAUGGCAUGCUGCAGAAGAUUUCGAGGCGUCCUGGACGGACGUGCUGGUCAUCUGA